Molecule: messenger RNA, 1733 nt
Organism: Hibiscus syriacus
Lineage: Eukaryota; Viridiplantae; Streptophyta; Magnoliopsida; Malvales; Malvaceae
Product: elongation factor 1-alpha-like
Exons: 3
Coding region: 113-1456 (447 amino acids)
Biological process (GO): translational elongation; translation
Molecular function (GO): GTP binding; translation elongation factor activity; GTPase activity
Source: RefSeq, a predicted model, not a curated record
AUAAAAAUGAAACACCUGGCCAAAUCGAAACCCUAAUCAGCCGCUAGGGUUUUAGCUCCAAAGUUCAAGUCCAUCUCACUUGUUUCUCAAAGAUCCUAGCUGAUACUGCAUAAUGGGUAAAGAAAAGAUUCACAUUAACAUUGUUGUUAUCGGACAUGUCGACUCUGGAAAGUCAACAACCACUGGUCACUUGAUCUACAAGCUUGGAGGUAUUGACAAGCGUGUGAUCGAAAGGUUCGAGAAGGAAGCUGCUGAAAUGAACAAGAGGUCAUUCAAGUAUGCUUGGGUGCUCGACAAGUUGAAGGCUGAGCGCGAGCGUGGUAUUACCAUUGAUAUUGCCUUGUGGAAGUUUGAGACCAACAAAUACUACUGCACCGUCAUUGAUGCCCCCGGACAUCGUGACUUUAUCAAGAACAUGAUCACUGGUACCUCUCAGGCUGACUGUGCUGUCCUUAUCAUUGACUCCACCACUGGAGGUUUUGAGGCUGGUAUUUCUAAGGACGGGCAGACCCGUGAACAUGCUCUGCUUGCCUUCACUCUCGGUGUGAAGCAAAUGAUUUGCUGUUGCAACAAGAUGGAUGCCACAACUCCCAAAUACUCAAAGGCAAGGUAUGAUGAAAUCGUGAAGGAAGUUUCUUCCUACUUGAAGAAGGUUGGUUAUAAUCCUGACAAGAUUCCUUUUGUCCCCAUCUCCGGAUUUGAGGGUGACAACAUGAUUGAAAGGUCAACCAAUCUUGAUUGGUACAAAGGCCCGACUCUUCUUGAGGCUCUUGACCAGGUCAACGAGCCCAAAAGGCCUUUUGAUAAGCCCCUUCGUCUCCCACUUCAGGAUGUUUACAAGAUUGGAGGUAUUGGAACUGUCCCAGUGGGUCGUGUUGAAACUGGUAUCCUCAAGCCUGGUAUGGUUGUUACUUUUGGUCCCUCGGGAUUGACCACUGAAGUCAAGUCUGUGGAAAUGCACCAUGAGGCACUCCAAGAGGCUCUUCCUGGAGACAAUGUUGGCUUCAAUGUUAAGAAUGUUGCUGUCAAGGAUAUCAAGCGAGGAUUUGUUGCCUCGAACUCGAAGGAUGAUCCGGCAAAGGAAGCAGCCAACUUCACCUCCCAAGUCAUCAUCAUGAACCACCCAGGCCAAAUUGGAAACGGAUAUGCUCCUGUCCUUGAUUGCCACACUUCCCACAUUGCUGUCAAGUUUUCGGAGCUCUUGACCAAAGUUGACAGACGAUCUGGUAAGGAGCUCGAGAAGGAGCCGAAGUUCUUGAAGAAUGGUGAUGCUGGAUUCGUUAAGAUGAUUCCCACCAAGCCCAUGGUUGUGGAAACCUUUUCCGAGUACCCACCGCUCGGUCGUUUUGCUGUGAGGGACAUGAGGCAGACUGUUGCAGUUGGUGUCAUCAAGAGCGUGGAGAAAAAGGAUCCAACUGGAGCCAAGGUGACCAAGUCCGCUGCCAAGAAGAAAUGAACCGUUUGUGUUUUGGUUGAUUCAACAAGCCCGCGUCAUGAUCACUACUGUAGAACUUUGGUUGUGUCGUUCAUCAGACUUAUAGUUGCGUGUUUUGAUGGUGGUUGUCGUUUGAAGUCGUCACCGUCUUCUCAAGGAUAUUGUUCUCAGAACUGGGUUCUUGAUAGGCGGUGGUGCGGCUUUAGUUUCGGAGUCUGCAGUGUGUUUUGCGUACUUUAAAAGGCGUCUUUUAUGUAUUGUUGUUUUCCAUUAUAAUCAUCUCAGAACUUUUAGGUUA